CUUGCCUUCGCCCAGUUACUUCCGCCUGUCAGUCUGUGGGUCGGACGGAGUCGGACGUAGAGGGUGGCAGAGGGCAGCGCCGCAGCCAUGAAGAGGAACGAGCCGGGGGGCGGUUCGGGCCGCCUGACUUCAGGUGUGGGGAGCUGAGUCUGAUGAGUGCCGGAGGGCUGUGGCCCGAGCUUCCUCCGACCUUCGGGUUCCAGGACCCCCAGUGUUCCGAGUGCCCGGUCCUGGCGGCUCCUCCCCAGCGAGGCCCGACGUUGUGGGCGAUCCGUGACCUCGCUUAAUAGCCAAGCCAGCAUCGAUUAGGCACCCGCUGCCCCGUGGCCGUCCCGGGGUUUGCCUGGCUUCUGAAGAGGAAUGAAGGCCGGCCCCAAAACCCCUGGGGCCCGUGUCGGUCUGCCCCGCGGAAUCCUCCCCUUUGCCUGCCCCUUGUCCAAGGAGGCUACAGAGGGGCCCCGGGGAGAGUGGGGGGUGGGAGCCCCUGCCCCCCCAACCUCCUCUUCCCCGCCAUUGGCUCGAGUCCCAGGUGACCAAGCCAGAAUCUCCAGCCACCAGGCCUUUGCCCCUCCAUCCCCACCUUGGGGACGUUUGUGGAGGAGCCCAUGGGAGGGGAGAGGCCCUAGCUCUCUGGUCUCUUUCAGGAUCCUUUGGGUGGGCCUAGCUUUGGGAUUCUCUUGGGGAGCUCAUGAGCUCAGAGUUGGGGCCCCACAACCACCGGACAAUCCUCAGCUCCACUGAUCCAGCCCUCUGCCACUGGAUGGCCCAUAGACAUCUUCAUUCCCAGCCCUCCCCCUAACUGCUUUUCCCCUGACUGUGGAGGCCACCCCCCACUCCCCAGGCCUCCAGACCUGAAACUUAGGGGUUCUCUGACUUCCUCAGCUCUCAGCCCUGUAUCUGAUGUGGGGCCUCGUUACCUCCACCUGGACAAUGGCUGUGGCUGCUGGCGGGUGGGGGGUCCUGCCUGCCCCAAGGCUCUCCCCCCUCCAAUCUAGCCCCCAAAUUCAAGGGGGGGGGUUCCUAAAGCUCAGGCCUGGGUACAUCGCCCUGCCCCCUCUAAACUCCAGGGCUCCCUGCUGCCUUCAGGAUCACACAGGAAAUCCUGUUUGGGUUGGAAGCCUUCCCAGCCGAGCACCCCCCCAUUUUCCAGCCUCCCAGCCGCUGUCCAGUGACAAUGGCCUCCCGGCUGUCUCUUACCCAAGCCGCUCUGGGCCUCCUGCAGGCCUCCUCCUCAUCUCUGCCUCCAGGCUUCCCCACUCCCUCUAGCAGAAGCUUAUCCUGGGCUCCCUUGGCCUGGCCUCUGGAAGCAGGCUUUGUGUUUGCUUUCCUCUCCCUCCCCAGCAUUGGCCCAGGGCCUGGCGCGUAGUAGGUUCCUCUCAGAGCACCAGAAAGGAAAACGGGCGCUUCGCUGACGGACGUCCUGUUCACUGGUCACUGUAGGCUCUUUGCCCGUCCCUCUGUUCAAUCAGAAGAAAAGAGUCCGGCAGCCCUUCACGUCCAGCCCGGGAGCUGCAGCGGAGACUCAGGAUUUCCCCCCACUGCCAGCAGACGCCGAGAUCCUCGCUUCUUUCUUACCGUUCCAGUUCCGGAUCAGGAGUCUGUCCGAGCCGUCUUGCUUCCGGGGGUACCCCGGCACUUUGCCCUGUUGGCCCUAAUCAGACAUUUCCUUCAGGUCUGGGAGCUAGCCUUCUUUCUCCCCUCUGCCCCGGGAACCCCGGGACGUUUACACCGUGGUCAGGAGAGCGAGGGCUCGUUUUUUCUCUGAAUUUCGGUACUGCUUAAGCCAGGGCUUAUCGUGCCAGUAGUUUAGCACCCAGAGCUGUAGGUGACCUUAGAGAUGCUCUAAGCUUCUCACGGUGAGGCAGCCGAGGCCCAGGAGAGGUAGCUGACCCCCCUGAGGAGAAACACGGGCAUUAACCGGGCCAAGAUUCAAACCCAAGGCCGCUGGGCCGCGCCAGUAUAUUGAGAGCUUGAAGCAGCAGGCAACGGCAAGAGUGAGCCCAGCAUGGUGCAAACUUGGGUACCCGGAGCGCUCUAGAGAGUGUUGUCUCAUUGGCUCUCCUUCCCCAUUAGACUGUGAAGUGGCCUGGGCCAGCUUGAUGCCUCAGGGGUCCCCUCAGGCUUUGUCCAGGGGGCUCAGUUAGGGGUGUCGGGGAACCUGAGCAAAGGCCUCAAGAGAGAGCUGGGAGGGGAGGCGAGAGACAACCCAGCCGGGGUUCUGGCAGCACUUUCAUCCCAGUGGUGAAAUUGGAAGCCAGCUUGUCCGGGGCCGAGCGGCAGGCAGGCACGCCGAGGCCGGGAAGGCGAAGGUCUCUGGGAGACAGCGGGAGGAGGCGCUCAGGUGGAAUCCAAAGACCUGGGCGACAGUGAAGGAUGGCAGGCUGGCGUGCCGAGGCGAGGCGAGGCGAGGCAAGGAGGCGGGACGAUGGUCGGCGGUCGUGGAGUACUCGUGAGAGGGGGGCAACCAGGCUGGCGCGUGCCAGCAGUGGCGCGGCCAGGCCGUUUGGGUGGCCCCGCGGCACUUUCUGGGCAUCCUCUCCCCUCCGGCCUGUGCUGGCAUGAGGGGGUUUCCUUUAGAAGCCCUGCUGGGGCCAGGAGAGCCAGGCCGUCCUGCUGCUAGCGAUGCCUUGCCACCUGCCCAGCUCACGGCCUUCUGCAGUUGGGCAGCUCUUUGUUGGGGUUGCUCACGCCACAGGGGUGGAGUCUGCCCCGACCGUAGGCUGCUGCCAGGCCUCUCCAGGGCUCUCCUUAUGGCCGGCCCAGCAUUCUGUUUCUUUGGCGCCUGGCAGUCUGCCAAUCCCAGCCAAGGGGUCAAUGCAAGAAUACGCUGCCAUUAGGAAAUAGGCUGGCGCUUCCCAGAGAAGCCUGGAGCUGUUGUGCCCAGGCCAGCCCCUUCCUGCUCCCAGCUCUGGCCUGUCUGUUCCUCCUGGUAAGAGAGCGGCACCCGGGCAGCUCCGCAGUCUCCACGACCUGUACUCCAUGCACCCACGUCCCUGGGGACAGUCUGCAGAAUUCCGGCCCAUUCGCCGCUGGCGCCUCUCCUCUCGGACUCCAUGGCAGGCAUCCUUUGUGCCCGGGGCCGGCAGACAGCCCCCACUGAAGCCUCCCCACAACGUCCUCUUUCUUGCUCGGUCCCUCCCUGACGGAGGCAACUGGCCUUGGACUAGGAAGCAAAAGAGGCAAGAGUUGGGGGGCUCCACUAAGGGGGGACCGGAGGGCCCCACAGGGGCUCCUUCCUCUUCAGGGAGGGCCCCGGCGAGUGAGAAAAUGUGCUUCCAUUCUGGGAACUGAGAAACAAAACUCGGUCAUGUCAUUUGAACCUUGAAUUCGUGCGGCUGGGGAGCUGGACCACCUCCACCUGCUGCUCGGAGACCCUCAUCCAGGGGCCUCGUGAUGCUGAGCAGGAGUCCAGGCCAGCCCACAGAUGGGCGAGGGGUUUUCUCACAGUGCUGCGCCUCAAGGAGCCUCGUACUGGUCAGGUGGACGCUGUUUCCAUGGUGCUUUGGUCAUCCACAGACCCUUGGAGGAGGGGAGGAACCUCCCUUUCAGAUUUCGGGGACUUGCAGCUGUUCACUGUCACCCCCCCCCCCAUUUGAAAAAUCCUUGUUCUUACAAAUCAGGUGACCCAAUGUCGUAUCCUGGGCGUCAUUGAUUGCAUCUUUUAUUAAAUAACCCCCGACCUUCCGUCUUGGAAUCACUGCUGUGUAUUAGUUCCAAGGCAGAAGAGCGGUGAGGGCGAGGCCAUGGGGGUCAAGGGACUUGCCCAGGGUCACACAGCUGGGAAGUGUCUGAGGCCUCCCUUCUCUGGGUCUGGCUCUCCAUCCACUGAGCCACCCAGCUGCUCCUGAUUGUUUUUAAUACAGGACUUUGGGGUCUUUGGGUUGCUGGGGAGUCCAUCGAGCCCCUAACUUUGCCUUUUUUGCUAACAUGUUGUUGUCUAGGUUGGACUAUUUCUUGCUCAGUUUUUCUUCACCGUCAGCCACUUCUCCUCUUUCAUAAGAUCAAGGAAGCCCCUCCGGGAGCCCGAGGCUUCGCUUUCUCCUGGGCUCCCCAAGACUAGGCUUUGGGUUUUAAGGGGACACCGUCUCCCGUCCAUGCUGCCCUCUGUCUCUGUCUGCCUUCAGAUUUCGUCUGGGAGAUGACAAAGCCCGAGGUGCCCCCCUGGAAGAAAAUGCUGAAUGCCAGGCAACAGCUGCCCGCUGAGCAUCACCUAAAGCAAGGGGAGGGGCAUCAGGCAAACCCACGAGACGUGGCCAGAGGGCGUCCCUGGAGUAGCUGGAGUUUCCAGGAAGACGGUCCCGAGGCCUGGGACGCCGGUCCGAGUCCGGGUCCCAGGAGUUGGGAGAUGAACCCGAAGCGGAGGCAGCCCGGCAUGGCCGCAGCGGGCGGAGCCCCGGGCCCAUCCCGAGGGGCAGGUGCCCAAGGGCCAGGGGGCAGCAGCGGCUCACCGCGGACCCCCUGUCAAAACCAGCUCAAGACAAAGGCGCUUGGCGGCCGCGACGCACAGGGAAAAGUGACCCGGGAAGGGCCGGCGAAGUGCCCGGCAAAGCUCCAGGAUGGCCCGUCCCUUAGAAUCGUCCCCGCAGGGAUCGAAAGCAUGAAGCGCUGGAGGGAGCUCGCCGCCCGCUGCCCGCUGCUCUUUGAAGUGCUAGCCGUCCUGGACUCCGCCGUGACGCCGGGGGCGCAGGGGGCCAAGAGCUUCCUGCUGAGGGACGGAAGGAGCGCCGUGCCCUGCGUGUUCUACGAAACCGACCGAGAACUGCCCAGACUCAUUCGAGGGAGGGUGCACAGGUGUGUGGGGACCUACGACCCGGACAGGAAGCUCUUCAGGUGUGUGUCUGUCCGGCCCGCGACCGUGUCUGAGCAGAAAACGUUCCAGGAGCUCGUCAGGACCGCGGAUGCCGCCAUGUCCCGCUGCAGCCAGCUGACCGGUGCAGUGUGAGGCCGGCGGGGCCCGUCGUCCCCAUGUUGGACGGACAAGGCGUGUUUCUGUCGCUUCUCCGCAGAGUUGGGGCGGGGCCGGGCCACGCUGUCCACGUCUUUCAUCCGAUGCCAAUAAAGCGAGUUCAACUUUG
Molecule: messenger RNA, 5075 nt
Organism: Monodelphis domestica (gray short-tailed opossum)
Lineage: Eukaryota; Metazoa; Chordata; Mammalia; Didelphimorphia; Didelphidae
Source: RefSeq, a predicted model, not a curated record